CAGCAAGAGGCACGACACACUUUGUGAUUUUGGUUCAUAUUCAGGCUGUUACUUACAUUAACAAAUACAUAGACAGAAGGAUAGAAGGAAGAUAGAAGGGUAGAAGGACUUUGGGAUGAGUUUUUUUAAUGAAGCACAAUGUCAGUAUCUGUGAAAGUUAUGACCAUUAUACUAACACUGUUCAUUUUUUACAUUACCUUUGAUCUUGUACAGUCCCAAACAACAUGUAUUGGAAUAUCGCUUUCUAAAUAUCAAUGGGAAGAUGAGAUAUACAUUAAAUUCCCUAAUGCUGAGGCACUAGAAAAUCCUCUGAAGUCAUUUAAAGUUUUGACAAGGACCAGAUGCGAGUCUAGCUGCUCUGUUGUACCAGAAACAUGCAAAUCGUAUAACCUACGAUACAUUGAAGGAGAGAAACACAUGAAAAUGUGUGAAUUAUUUGGGCCAUAUUUGACGAGCGAAUCGCCUACUAACACAACAAAAGAUGUUGACCACUACAUGAGAAAAGCUUCCUGUAGAGAAAACGGCGAACAGCUGAUAUCUGGAGAUACUUACUAUGUUAAUGAUGCAGGGAUAACCGCAUCGUCAACUCAUAGCCCUGGUCUCUCUACAUUACAAUCUAGAUUGGACACACAGGGGGGAGGAUCGUGGUCUGCAGGUGUGCUUGACACGAAUCAAUGGAUUCAGGCAGAUCUUGGUGAAGUCAUGGUAGUGACGGGGGUGAUCACUCAAUCGAGAUAUUCCUAUAACCAAUGGGUUACAUCAUACAAAUUCUUCUAUGGUACAACUGUGAACAAUCUGGAAGAGUAUGGAGUGGUUCUCCCAGGAAAUGUGGACAUUAACACCAAAGUUACAAACACGAUUGAGCCCGCUGUCUUUGCUAGAUUUGUGCGCAUUAAUCCUCAAUCUUGGUAUGUCUAUAUGUCCAUGAGGUUUGACGUCAUUGGCUGUCCCUCCUAACAAGACUGAAAAUUUGUCUUCUGAAUUCAACGAAAACUAUCAGAAUGAUGAAUACCAUACAAGAAUCCCAUGGGAACACACAAUAAUGGACCAUAAUAGGCAUUGUUAUUCAUAAACAUGUAAAUGAAUUGAUUUAAACCAAGGGGGGCCUAGUUCCAUCCUCACUUCCUUCCAUGUUAUAGAGAGUGUCUGCACGUUUUAUAAUAGUAGGUAGUAAAAUCUCACUGCGU
Molecule: messenger RNA, 1187 nt
Organism: Owenia fusiformis
Lineage: Eukaryota; Metazoa; Annelida; Polychaeta; Sabellida; Oweniidae
Source: the annotation of a GenBank genome assembly